AUGAACAUAUUGCUCCAGAAUUACGUUUAUGCUUCCCUCCCCUUUACUCAGACUAGAAAGCGAAAGAAUUGCGGAUCUGGCCAUUUUGGCGCCGACUCUGAGGUGUCUGCUAAGGAUCCAGUUGGCACGUCUUAUUCGCCCGUCGGCGUCUUCCAGAGCAUUUCUACAGCAUCGUGCCCAACUUCUGGUGUUGCCCCUUUAAGACCUCACCAGAUCCUUUCUGAAUCUCAGAUUAAAUUAACUACCGCGCCUCGUUUCUUGCAUAGCCGAUCUUUGGGAAGUUCGGAUAAAAAUGACAUCAAGUGUCAUCCUGUGCAGCAGCACGGCCAACCAAUUGACCUAAAUUGUAAUCAAGCCUGUAUCAUCACAAAAUCACUUUUGGACACGUAUGCCCAGGGCGAACAGAUAACUCAGUUUGGACGCUUGCCAUCGCCUAACAGUAAUCUACAUAAGGUACAGCUAACUAACACUUAUUUUGGCCAAAUGCAUAAACCAUGUUGGGUUAGCACUUUUUGGUAG
Protopolystoma xenopodis is the source of this 519-nucleotide messenger RNA. The record is from the annotation of a GenBank genome assembly. Lineage: Eukaryota; Metazoa; Platyhelminthes; Monogenea; Polystomatidea; Polystomatidae.